This is a messenger RNA of Meyerozyma guilliermondii ATCC 6260, 1506 nucleotides long. RefSeq names its product pseudouridine synthase. Gene Ontology annotation, molecular function: RNA binding; pseudouridine synthase activity. The coding region runs from base 1 to 1506 and encodes 501 amino acids. The record is from RefSeq and is a predicted model, not a curated record. The transcript has a single exon. Lineage: Eukaryota; Fungi; Ascomycota; Pichiomycetes; Serinales; Debaryomycetaceae. Gene Ontology annotation, cellular component: box H/ACA snoRNP complex. Gene Ontology annotation, biological process: snRNA pseudouridine synthesis; rRNA pseudouridine synthesis; mRNA pseudouridine synthesis.
AUGGCGCCGCACGAUGCAAUGAGAAUUUUUCUCAAUACCAUCAUUGUAGUCUUCAUAUUCCCUGUCGCAAUGUCGGACGAGUAUAUGAUUAAGCCCGAAAGUAUUGCGCCAUCUAAUGAUACUUCUGAGUGGCCACUCUUAUUGAAGAAUUUCGAUAAGCUUUUGGUUAGAAGCGGGCACUAUACCCCCAUUCCUGCCGGAAGCUCUCCAUUGAAAAGAGACCUUAAAUCUUACGUUUCCUCGGGUGUCAUCAAUUUGGACAAACCCUCAAACCCAUCCUCCCAUGAAGUCGUCGCCUGGAUUAAACGAAUCUUGAGGACCGAGAAGACUGGUCACUCUGGUACGUUGGAUCCAAAGGUCACUGGAUGUUUAAUUGUUUGUAUCGAUAGAGCUACCAGAUUAGUGAAGUCACAACAAGGAGCAGGAAAGGAAUAUGUUUGUAUUGUCAGACUUCAUGAUGAGUUAAAAGAUGCUAAGGACAUGGGCAGAUCGUUAGAAAAUUUGACAGGUGCUUUAUUCCAGAGACCUCCACUCAUUUCUGCAGUUAAAAGACAAUUGAGAGUUAGAACGAUUUACGACUCCAACUUAAUAGAAUUUGACAACAAGAGAGGAUUGGGAGUAUUCUGGGCAUCAUGUGAAGCUGGUACAUAUAUGAGAACGUUGUGUGUGCACUUGGGUAUGUUGUUGGGUGUAGGUGGUCACAUGCAAGAGUUGCGUCGUGUUAGAUCUGGUGCACUUGCCGAAAAUGAUAACUUGGUUACCUUACAUGACGUUUUGGAUGCCCAGUACGUGUAUGACAAUACCAGGGAUGAGUCGUACUUGCGAAAGAUCAUUCAGCCACUUGAGACCUUACUCGUGGGGUACAAGAGGAUUGUCGUCAAAGAUUCAGCAGUGAACUCAGUCUGUUACGGUGCAAAGUUGAUGAUUCCAGGUUUGUUACGUUAUGAGGAAGGCAUUGAGCUUUAUGAUGAAGUUGUUUUGAUCACCACCAAGGGUGAAGCUAUUGCCAUCGGUAUCGCUCAGAUGACUACGGUUGAUUUGCAAAGUUGCGAUCACGGAAUCGUUGCCAAAGUCAAGAGAUGUAUUAUGGAACGUGACACUUACCCCAGAAGAUGGGGAUUAGGCCCAGUUGCCCAGAAAAAGAAACAGUUGAAGGCCGACGGAAAGUUAGACAAGUAUGGUCGGACCAACGAAAAUACUCCAGAAUCAUGGAAGGCAGAGUACAAGGAUCACGAUGAGACCCCUGCUCCUCCAGUCCCUGAAGCAAAACUUGCUGCUCCAGAGAUUCAAUUACCAAAGAAGUUGAUUGAGGAAGUUGAGACUAAAUCUAGUCUGGACGAUGAUAUGGAAGAGGAAUCUAAGAAAGAAAAGAAAGAAAAGAAAGAGAAGAAGGAGAAGAAGGAGAAGAAGGAAAAGAAGGAAAAGAAGGAGAAGAAAGAGAAGAAGAGAAAGUCCGAGGACGGUGAAACCGAGUCUGGAAAGAAGAAGAAGUCUAAGAAAGAGUAG